CAAACCAGAGUCCUCUUGCUUAGCAUCUCUUGGCUGCAGACGUCGCACGACUUCCCCUGAGCGUGUCAUUCCCAAUCUAAUCUCCGCCUCCCCUUAGGUUUGCGGCUGAUGGAAGGAAACGAGAACUUGCGUGAUUACGAAGUUGGCACUCUGCCCACUGUUCUCUACAUACCCAACUUCAUCACAGAUAAUGAAGUGAAUUUUCUUCUCAAUAAUGUAUCCGGAGCUCCCCCGUCAAAGUGGAAGUCAUUAAAGAAUAGAAGGCUGCAGAAUUGGGGUGGUGUGGUGCAUGAGAAGGGGCUUCUACCCCAAGCUUUGCCUCCAUGGUUAACAAACCUCACCCAAAAAAUAUAUGAACAAUCAGGACUAUUCCCAUCAGCCAUCAAUCAUGUUCUCAUCAAUGAAUAUCUACCUAACCAAGGCAUAAUGCCGCACCAGGAUGGGCCUGCCUAUUUCCCUGUUGUAGCAAUUCUUUCUGGAUCUCCUGCUGUCAUGGACUUCACUCCCCAUUCCAGAUUGGAACUUGAUUCACAUGACGCUAUUGAUACUAAUAAUGAUGAUGGAACUAUGCAGAUUGAGAAAAGUAAAUGGCUUGAUGAUCACCACCCAUUUUCUGUCCUGUUGAUGCCUCGCAGUCUUCUGAUAUUCAAGGAUCAAGCAUAUUCAGAUUACUUGCAUGGUAUAAAAGAUACUGAAGUACAUUGCUAUGAUGGGGCUGUAAAUGAAGCUCAGGCUUUGAAACACAAUGAAUUAGAUCAAUCCCUUCCAAGCUCAGAGGAAGCAGUGGAAACAAUGGAAAGAAAGGAGUAUAAGAAUGUACAUAGGACGUCCAGUAGAAUUUCACUGACUUGUAGGUUGGUACCAAAAGUUCACAAAAAUUUGUUUAGAUUUUGAAGCAACCACCUUCCGCGUGAGAAUAUGCCAUAGUAAUGUCACUUUGUACAGCGUCUAUAUCUUACUUUGGUAACAUGUGAACCACCCCCCCCCCCAA
Molecule: messenger RNA, 991 nt
Organism: Neltuma alba
Lineage: Eukaryota; Viridiplantae; Streptophyta; Magnoliopsida; Fabales; Fabaceae
Product: alpha-ketoglutarate-dependent dioxygenase alkB homolog 6
Cellular component (GO): nucleus
Source: RefSeq, a predicted model, not a curated record